CGGUGGUCAUUCAGUAAUGCGAGACAAAAACAGCAGGAAAGAAUCGGGAGCCUGCUUUGGAUUUGAACUGCGAGCUGAGUUUGUUUUUUAGUUUUAAAGAUGGUGAACGUGUUAAAAGGAGUUCUUGUGGAAUGCGAUCCUGCGAUGAAGCAGUUCCUUCUGUACCUGGAUGAAACCUCGGCUCUGGGGAAGAAGUUCAUCAUUCAGGACCUGGAUGAUACACAUGUUUUUAUUUUGGCUGAAGUUGUGCACAUACUGCAGGAGAAAGUCGGGGAGCUCAUGGACCAGAACUCUUUCCCCAUCACGCAGAAAUAAACUCACACACUCCACAUUGCUCCUCUCCAACUUGGGCUGAAAUGGUCCUGCUAAAAUCCUGAUUUGUCACAAACACCUCCUGAAGACGCUUGCAAAGAUACUUUUAUUUUGUGUGUGAAACGUCCAGCUAUAACACCUUAAUGCAUGUUUACCUUUAUGCAAAUUGUCUGUCUAUAAAUUUGUUUAUUCAUAUUUAAUUAAAUCCAAAAGAGAUCAGAUGCUCGCCUUUGACAUGGUCGGUGUUGCCGUAUUCUGUACUUUUGUGUUUGGCUUAUGAUAAAGAUCUGAGAAAUAAAUUGGAAUAUAAACAAUAA
Tachysurus vachellii is the source of this 629-nucleotide messenger RNA. It is a transcript of the gene gtf2h5, whose product is annotated as general transcription factor IIH, polypeptide 5. Gene Ontology annotation, cellular component: transcription factor TFIIH holo complex; transcription factor TFIIH core complex. The record is from RefSeq and is a predicted model, not a curated record. NCBI's taxonomy places the organism in Eukaryota, Metazoa, Chordata, Actinopteri, Siluriformes, Bagridae. The transcript is spliced from 3 exons. Bases 100 to 315 code for a protein of 71 amino acids. Gene Ontology annotation, biological process: nucleotide-excision repair; transcription by RNA polymerase II; transcription initiation at RNA polymerase II promoter.